AUGGAAUACCUCAAGCUCGCCGCUCACCUCAACACCUGUGCCAAUCAGCUCUUGCUGACUGGAGAUGCCUCCCAGGCGUUUGGGCACUACCGCACUGCAAUCCGACUCUUGUCACAAUGCCAACAAGUAACCUCCGAUCAAGAAAAUGACAACGACGACCGUGCACGCCACGCCAUCGUCGGUCAAGUGUCCUUGGCAAGACGAUGCCUUACCGAGCAAGACAUGAUGGAAAAGGAAUGCUUUGCCAGUCCAGUCUUUGAGUUUGCCUACCACGGCAAUGACAAAGAACAAGAUCAAGAUCAAGAACUCACCUUGAACAUGUUGGCUUACUAUUCGGCUGUCCUCAUUUACAACUGCGCCGUUUGCCUGCACAAACGAGGUGGCUGGUCGGCCUUGCAAAAGGCCAACACUCUCUACAACCAGUGCAUUGAACUGGUGCAGCCCCUCAUCACGGAGCCGUCCACUGCCACUUCCUGCCACCACUACGAAUUGAUGGCAUGUGUCCUCAGAAAUCAAGCCAACAUCUUUUACCAGUUGAACGACUUUUCAAAUGUCAAAUAUCUCAUGGACAAGGUCUUCUUGUUGCAACAACAAGAACGCAUGAUGAAGUCAGCACAAUCCAGUGCCAAUGCCUUUGCACCCGAGGCCUAA
Messenger RNA from Seminavis robusta, 651 nucleotides. The record is from the annotation of a GenBank genome assembly. NCBI's taxonomy places the organism in Eukaryota, Bacillariophyta, Bacillariophyceae, Naviculales, Naviculaceae.